ACAGACACCUAUACUUCUUCUUUUACUACUAAAAGCUUGGAGUUUCUACUUGAUUGUACCACCUGUCAAGAUUGAUUCCUUUUUGUGACUUGAGUUCAAUCCUCCUUUGCGUUCUAAUCCCCUAGGUUUUUCCCCCUAUUUUGUACCUGUCGUAUAAGUCCACAAACGCAAAUGGCUUUAGAUACUAUAGAUUUCACCGUCAUCGGCGCCUUGGUGUUGAUGGCCGUGCUUUACUUCGCCAAAGACUACGUGUUCCCCAGCGACGAUGGCACCAAUGCCGGCUUCACCGCCAACAUCGGUGGUAAGUCUCGAGACUUGGUUGAGACCAUCACCAAGAACAGUAAGAACUGUGUGAUUUUGUACGGAUCCCAGACCGGGACCGCCGAGGAAUAUUCCCACAAGUUGGCCAAGGAAUUGAGCAGCAGAUUCAGCUUGAAAACAUUGGUUGGGGACUUGUCCGAUUUCGAUUACGACAACUUGAACGAGGUUUCCGACUCGGUGUUGGUGUUCUUUGUACUUGCAACCUACGGAGAAGGUGAACCCACCGAUGACGCGGUCGAGUUCUUUGACUACUUGGAGAACGAGGCCGACGACUUGUCGAGCCUCAAAUUUUGUGUGUUCGGUUUGGGUAACUCCACCUACGAAUUCUACAAUGAGAUAGCCAAGAAGGCUCAGAAGAAAUUGGAAGAGUUAAAUGCCACUCCCUUUGGUCUCUUUGGCUUGGGAGAUGAUGGGGUUGGAAGCUUGGACGAAGACUUUUUGGGUUGGAAGGACUCGCUUAUGGAAUCGUUGAAAAACGAGUUGAACUUUGAAGAACACGAAGUGUCAUACCAACCAAGUUACGAGUUGGUUGAUGAACUUACUUUGACUGUUGAUAGUGAAGAGGUUUCUUUGGGUGAACCAAACAAGUCGUAUUUGGACUCGACCAAGGACUUGACCAAAGGACCUUUUGACCAUUCCCAUCCUUACUUGGCCCCAAUCACUGCUUCUCGCGAAUUGUUCAGCUCCAACGACAAAAACUGUAUUCAUGCCGAAUUCGACUUGUCCGAUACGAACUUGAGAUACACCACCGGUGACCACUUGGCUAUCUGGCCUUCGAACUCGGACUACAACAUCAGCAACUUUGUAAAGGCAUUUGGCUUGGGAGGUAAAUUAGAUGAUGUUUUCAGCUUGAAGCCUUUGGACUCAACCGUUUCAAUUCCUUUCCCUACUCCAACUACCAUCGGGUCCGUGUUGAGACACUACUUGGAAAUCUCAGGGCCUGUUUCUAGACAGUUUUUCACGUCUAUUGCUGGUUUUGCUCCAAGUGAUGCGGUUAAGGCUUAUGCCAUCAAAUUGGGUGGUGACAAAGCCUUGUUUGCAAGCGAAGUUUCUGCUCACAAGCUCAACAUAGCCGAUGCCGUGUUGAAGAUUUCCAAUGGGGUUGCGUGGGAAAAGGUUCCAUUUGAGUUUAUUAUCGAAACUCUUGGCCACUUGCAACAAAGAUACUAUUCCAUCAGUUCAAGUUCAUUGAGUGAAAAAACCUGUAUUCAUGUGACUGCCGUUGUUGAGACUGAAAAGGUCGAGUCUAGGUAUGUCACUGGUGUGGUUACAAACUUGUUGAGACACAUUCAACUCGAACAGAAUAACAAGACAGAGAAGCCGGCUGUCACUUAUGAUUUGAAUGGGCCUAGAGACAAGUUUCUCAAAUAUAGAUUACCAGUUCAUGUCAGAAGAUCCACCUUCAAGUUGCCAACCAACCCCAAAACGCCAGUUAUUUUGAUUGGUCCCGGUACUGGAAUUGCACCAUUCAGAGGAUUUGUCAGAGAAAGAGUUGCCAUCAAGAAGUCUUCUGAUGCUGAACUCGGUAAAACUUUGGUGUUCUUUGGAUGCAGAAACUCCAAUGAAGACUUCUUGUACAAAGAAGAAUGGCCCCAAUACUCCAAGGUGUUGGGAGACACUUUCGAAAUGCAUACUGCCUUUUCGAGAGAAGAUCCAACAAAGAAGGUUUACGUACAGCACAAGUUGACUGAAAAUGGCGCAAAAAUCGCUGCUUUGUUGAAAGAAGGUGCUUUUAUCUACGUUUGUGGAGAUGCUUCCAAAAUGGCCAGAGAUGUCCAACACAGUUUGGUGGAAAUCUUGGCCAAGGACAGAGAUAUCACUGAAGAAAAGGCAGCUGAGCUCGUUAGAAGCUACAAGACUCAAAACAGAUAUCAAGAAGAUGUAUGGUAGAAGUAUAAUAUUAAUAUAAAACUUUUCCAACAGCAUGUCGAACGCUGGGUAAGUUUAUAUGUACAGAUACAACUAAAUGAAUUAGGUUGGCUUAUCGUUUAAUGCAAUAUCUCCACGUAGGGUUCGAAGAGUUAUAUAUGGGUUGUAAUUGAUGCUCGAUAUUCAACCAAUGCUUGUACUUACUUUUGGACUUGAGAUCCAAGUCGUAAAUAUUGCUUGUCAAAAGGUACUUUCCAUUAUCGAUAGUGAUGAGAUUGUUAACGUUAUUAUGGCUGUUGUGGAUGUUGUUGUUUCGAUCAUACUUCUCAAACUUGAGAAACAACCCUACAUCUCGAAGCGUCAUCACGAGCCAGAGGUUCACUGAUACAUCGUUCGGUGACGUCAAGUUCUCUAUCAAGUCAUUUUUGUCGUUAAUUUUCUGGUACUGCUUGAGUUUUUGAAACACAUUUUUGGGACUCUGCAAAUAUUGCAUGAAAAGCUGCUUAACAGGAAUAUUUUUUUGAAUUUGUUGUACCAAGUCGUCAGGAACAGCCUUGAACACAUCAUCGAGUCCUUCUUGUAAGGCCUCAGGGUACAAAAAGUCUAAGGGACAAAAGUGUCGUUCGAAUCCUCUGAGUUGAUUCAACAGGCACGUCCGACAAUAGUUAUUGUUCUUAUUGUCAUAAAGCCAUUUAGGCUUCAACUCAAGGGUGAUGGCAUUAAAUUGAUCGUCAAAAUACAAGUUGCAGUUCUUUGACAACGCCUGUUUGUUAUUCUCUCCUUCUAAGAUGUUCGGUAGUAACAACCCGUAGCGUUCUUGGAUCAUCAUCUUGUGACCAUUGGAAUCCAAGUUAUGGACAAAUUCGCCCGUCAAAACCACCAAUUGAAUAUCGAUGAUCAUUUCGGGAAAGAGGUGUUUGCAUCGGAGCUCAAUGAAGUCGUACAAUUCACAGGUGGAAAUGUACUGAUCAUCCUCCUUGAGAAGUCUCAAUCGUAAAAGCUUAUGCCUCAAGUAGUCAUUGCUUCCGGUGUACUCAAAAAGGAUAUUGGCAUUUCCCUUGGCAAAGUACUUCCACUCCUGAGGACUCGUGAGUUUAGAGAUCUCCAUGAAUAAUUAACUGUUAAUACAAAGCAACAAUUUGAUUGUUAAAAUUAUUUUCGCACUGGCGUGGCACAUCAACGUUCAAAACUGGUAUGGCCGAUUUUGCAUCCACAAACAUUUAUGUCCGGUAAAUGUCUUCAAUCUCUUGUUUGGUAAACACCCGCUCCCCACGAACUUGUUCAUUGGUGCUGACAAGGAGUUUGCUGGGACCCGAGAUCUGUGCCCAGAUAGGUUUUCCAAACACUCGGUUCACCACGUAG
Yamadazyma tenuis ATCC 10573 is the source of this 3552-nucleotide messenger RNA. Lineage: Eukaryota; Fungi; Ascomycota; Pichiomycetes; Serinales; Debaryomycetaceae. The record is from RefSeq and is a predicted model, not a curated record.